Lagenorhynchus albirostris (white-beaked dolphin) is the source of this 2101-nucleotide messenger RNA. It is a transcript of the gene GFAP, whose product is annotated as glial fibrillary acidic protein. The transcript is spliced from 10 exons. Lineage: Eukaryota; Metazoa; Chordata; Mammalia; Artiodactyla; Delphinidae. Gene Ontology annotation, molecular function: structural constituent of cytoskeleton. Gene Ontology annotation, cellular component: cell projection; intermediate filament; cytoplasm. Bases 24 to 1436 code for a protein of 470 amino acids. The record is from RefSeq and is a predicted model, not a curated record. Gene Ontology annotation, biological process: intermediate filament organization; regulation of chaperone-mediated autophagy.
GGAGCAGGCAGAGCCAGGACAGGAUGGAGAGGAGACGGGUCACCUCAGUGGCUCGCCGCUCCUAUGUCUCCUCCUCAGAGAUGGGGGUGGGGGGCCGCCGCCUGGGUCCUGGCACCCGCCUGUCCCUGGCUCGAAUGCCGCCUGCACUCCCGGCCCGGGUGGACUUCUCCUUGGCCGGGGCGCUCAACUCCAGCUUCAAGGAGACCCGGGCCAGUGAGCGGGCGGAGAUGAUGGAGCUCAAUGACCGCUUCGCCAGCUACAUCGAGAAGGUGCGCUUCCUGGAACAGCAGAACAAGGCGCUGGCUGCCGAGCUGAACCAGCUGCGGGCCAAGGAGCCCACCAAGCUUGCCGACGUCUACCAGGCGGAGCUGCGCGAGCUGCGGCUGCGGCUUGACCAACUUACCGCCAACAGCGCCCGGCUCGAGGUGGAGAGGGACAAUCUGGCGCAGGACCUGGGCACCCUGAGGCAGAAGCUCCAGGAUGAAACCAACCUGAGGCUGGAGGCUGAGAACAACCUGGCUGCCUAUCGACAGGAGGCAGAUGAAGCCACCCUGGGCCGUCUGGAUCUGGAGAGGAAGACUGAGUCUCUGGAGGAGGAAAUCCGGUUCUGGAGGAAGAUCCAUGAGGAGGAGGUGCGGGAGCUCCAGGAGCAGCUGGCUCAGCAGCAGGUCCACGUGGAGAUGGAUGUAGCCAAGCCCGACCUCACAGCAGCCCUGAGAGAGAUCCGGACACAGUACGAGGCAGUGGCAUCCAGCAACAUACAUGAGGCGGAGGAGUGGUACCGCUCCAAGUUUGCGGACUUGACGGACGCCGCUGCCCGCAACGCGGAGCUGCUCCGCCAGGCCAAGCACGAGGCCAACGACUACCGGCGCCAGCUGCAGGCCUUAACCUGCGACCUGGAGUCCUUGCGCGGCACGAAUGAGUCCCUGGAGAGGCAGAUGCGGGAGCAGGACGAGCGCCACGCGCGGGAGGCGGCGAGUUACCUGGAGGCGCUGGCCCGGCUGGAAGAGGAGGGGCAGAGCCUCAAGGACGAGAUGGCCCGCCACCUGCAGGAGUACCAGGACCUGCUCAGCGUUAAACUGGCCCUGGACAUCGAGAUCGCCACCUACAGGAAGCUGCUGGAGGGCGAAGAGAACCGCAUCACCAUUCCUGUGCAGACCUUCUCCAACCUGCAGAUCCGAGGGGGCAAAAGCACCAAAGAAGGGGAAGGUCACAAGGUCACAAGACACCUCAAAAGACUCACAAUACAGGUUAUACCAAUACAGGCUCACCAGAUUGUAAAUGGAGCCCCCGCCGGCUCGGCUCUCGAAACCAGCCUGGACACCAAUUCCGUGACAGAAGGCCACCUCAAGAGGAACAUCGUGGUGAAGACCGUGGAGAUGCGGGACGGAGAGGUCAUUAAGGAGUCCAAGCAGGAGCACAAGGAUGUGAUGUGAGGCAGGACCCACCUGGUGGUCCCUGCCCCACAGUAUGAGGGGCCUGCAGCAGGAGUUGGGGUAGUUGCCUCUCCUCUGCUAGUUAAUUUCCCCAGACUUGAGUUCCCACCCACCCCAGCUGCUCCUUUUCCCCCUCAGUCUCUAUGUCAGCUUGCUGCCCUAGGCUCCAUCAGCAUUAAGCCUAUCAGACAGCACCCACCCAGCACCCAGCAACUCUAACAGGGCACUCACUCCAAAGGGGCAGCCUGGAGGGGCAUGGCUAGCAGCUUGGGUUAGAAUUGGGAGGGAGGAGAGAAGUUGGGGAGGGCAGGGAGACCUAAUAAAUCACCCUCCGUAUCCCGAAUCCCUGUUGUCAUGGCAACUGUUGCCAGAGCCGGAGGUGUCUGGGGGUAUCUGGGAAUGGGGCCUUUGAAUUUCCUCAGGCUGGUGGAGGAAAUCCGAGACUCUGAGACAGGCAGGGGAAUCCCCACAGGCAAGGAGGCCUUGGCCAGGGGCUUAUUCUUCUAGACUGACUCUGACCAGUCUGAGGAUGGGUGGGGCUAUCCUGCCACCUGGAGUAGUCGCCGGACAGAAUUCCUGGGCUGCCCAGAUUGCAGAGGGGCCUCCUGAGUGAUGGUUCAAGUGGUUCAGCCCCACUGAGCUGCCACGUGGGCAUGCCGUGGGCA